GCCACGCUUAUAGAGGGUCAUGUCAUUUGUGGGCUUUUUUGAGGCCCAUUCUGAUCCUUAGGGUUUCGUCUCUAGAGCAAUAUCUAGAACUAUAAAACGGCGCUUCGCCAACAUUGAGAGGCUAGCUUGUAUCAUCCUCCAGGGUUUCUUCUGCUGCCUCGCAAGCCAGCCAGACAGCCGCCGAUCUCAGCGAAGAUGCCGUCGCACAAGAGUUUCAUGAUCAAGAAGAAGCUGGCGAAGAAGAUGCGCCAGAACAGGCCGAUUCCUCACUGGAUCCGGUUGAGGACCGACAACACCAUUAGGUACAAUGCCAAGCGCAGGCACUGGCGCCGUACCAAGCUCGGAUUCUAAGGUGGAUGGCCUUUCAAUUUUAAGCCUAUUUUAGUUUUUAGUUCAUUUGGAGAAGAAAGACAUGGAACCAUUUAUGUAGUUAAUGUGUUUACUCCAGCGGAGUCCUUUAACAAGAUUUUGGUCAUAUUGUUGUUUGUUUUACAGUUUAUUUUAUAUUUCAACUUAUGGAUUUGACUUAUAUUUGUGUUAAUCUGAAAUUUAUGUUCAUGUUUUGAUAAA
Cannabis sativa is the source of this 570-nucleotide messenger RNA. RefSeq names its product large ribosomal subunit protein eL39z/eL39x. Gene Ontology annotation, cellular component: cytosolic large ribosomal subunit; ribosome. The coding region runs from base 196 to 351 and encodes 51 amino acids. The record is from RefSeq and is a predicted model, not a curated record. Gene Ontology annotation, biological process: translation. Gene Ontology annotation, molecular function: structural constituent of ribosome. The transcript has 2 exons. Lineage: Eukaryota; Viridiplantae; Streptophyta; Magnoliopsida; Rosales; Cannabaceae.